This is a messenger RNA of Setaria italica (foxtail millet), 2644 nucleotides long. Its product is annotated as cellulose synthase-like protein G2. Gene Ontology annotation, biological process: plant-type primary cell wall biogenesis; cellulose biosynthetic process. Lineage: Eukaryota; Viridiplantae; Streptophyta; Magnoliopsida; Poales; Poaceae. The coding region runs from base 74 to 2371 and encodes 765 amino acids. Gene Ontology annotation, cellular component: trans-Golgi network; plasma membrane. Gene Ontology annotation, molecular function: mannan synthase activity; cellulose synthase (UDP-forming) activity. The record is from RefSeq and is a predicted model, not a curated record. The transcript has 5 exons.
GCCCGGCAGUAUGCACAGUGCUCCCAUCACCUGAGCAAGCAGGUAAUUAAACCUUGCCGAGCAAUUACCACACAUGGCUGCUGGCGAGACGACGACACCACCGUUCAGUUCCGUGCACGUGAACAGGCGCCUGGCCACCGCCAACCGCCUCAUGGCGGCCGUCCACGCAGCGCUCGCCGCCGCGGCCAUCGCCCACCGCGCCCUGCACCUGCAUCAGCUCAGCGGCGGCGUGGCCCGCAACGCCGCCAUGGUUGCGGCGGACCUGACGCUCCUGUUCCUGUGGACGCUGUCGCAGUCGGGCCUGUGGCGGCCCGUCUCGCGCGCCGCGUUCCCGGACCGGCUGCUGGAGUCCCGGCGGCGCGGGGACCUCCCGGCCGUGGACGUGCUGGUGGUGACGGCGGACCCAGACAAGGAGCCAGCGUUGGGGGUGAUGAACACGGUGGUGUCGGCCAUGGCGCUGGACUACCACGGCGGGAGGCUGAGCGUGUACCUAUCGGACGAUGCCGGGUCGCCGCUGACGCUGAUGGCCGCCCGCAAGGCCUACGCCUUCGCCAGGGCGUGGGUGCCCUUCUGCAGGAGGCACUCGGUGCAGUGCCCGUGGCCCGACAGGUACUUCGCCGGCGACGACGGCCAGGAUGACGGCGGCGAUCGCUGCGGUGAGGCCGCCGAGGAGAGGCGAAGAAUGAAGAAAAUGUACGAGACGUUCAAAGGGGACAUAGAGGAGGCCAGUAAGGAGAACAGUAUUUCCAGGAGCUGGACGAAAGAAAAACGUCAGGAUCACGAUGCUUAUGUCGAGAUCAUCACCGCGGGCGAGGAGGACGACGACCAACAGGGCGAGGAAACCAUGCCGUUGCUGGUGUACGUGUCCCGCGAGAAGCGGAGGGCGUCCCCUCACCACUUCAAGGCCGGCGCUCUCAACGCCCUGCUGCGGGUGUCGAGCCUUGUGAGCAACGCGCCCUACUUGCUGGUGCUCGACUGCGACAUGUCCUGCAACAGCCGCUCCUCCGCCCUGGAGGCCAUGUGCUUCCAUCUCGACCGAUCCCCGCCGGCGCCGGAGAGCCUCGCCUUCGUGCAGUUCCCGCAGAUGUUCCACAACCUCAGCCCCAACGACAUCUACACCAAUGACCUCCGAUCCUUCUUCGCGACUCGAUGGAUCGGCCAGGACGGCCUCCGGGGCCCGCUCCUCGUUGGCACCGGCUUCUACGUCAGGAGGGACGCACUGUACGGGGCCAUGCCGUCCGCCGCCACCUCGUUGCCGGCGCACGGUGCAGAGUUCUCGUCCAUGGAGGCCGGCGAGCUGGUGAGGAGGUUCGGCCACUCCGACGACCUCAUAUCCUCCGUGCGCAACCUCCACCUGCAGAAACCACCUGCGACUGGUCUCCAACGUCGUCGUCUUCCUCGAGACGCGGCGCUGGUGGCCUCCUGCGCGUACGAGACCGGCACCGGGUGGGGCGACGAGGUGGGGUUCAUGUACCAGUCGGUGGUGGAGGACUACUUCACCGGCUACCGCCGCUUCUUAUCCCGGGGCUGGACGUCGGCCUACUGCUACCCGGCGCCCUCGUCCCGGCCGCCGUUCCUCGGCACCAUGCCCACCAACCUCAAGGACGUGCUGGUCCAGAACAAGCGCUGGAUGUCUGGCUUUCUCGCCGUUGGCCUCUCUAGGCGCUACUGCCCGCUCGCCUGCCGGGGGCUCCUCGCCGUCUCCGUGCCGCAGGCCAUGACCGUCGCCUACUUCGGCUUCCUUUCGCUCUACGCGUUCCCAGCGCUGUGCUACGCCACCCUGCCGCAGCUCUGCUUCCUCCGCGGCGUCCCUCUGUUCCCGGACGCCGCCGCCGCCCCGUGGUUCGCCGCCGCCUUCGCAUCCUCCUUGGUGCAGCACCUGGUCGAGGUGUCGGUGGCGAGGCGCGGGCUGGCGGUGCGGACGUGGUGGAACGAGCAGAGGUUCUGGAUGCUCAACGCCGUCACCGCCCAGCUGUUCGGCUGCGUCAGCGCCGUCCAGGACCUCGUCGGCGCCGCCGCGCUGCGCUUCGACCUCACCAGCAAGGCCGACGACGAUGAUGGCGGCAGGCUGUACCAGAAGGGCGUGUUCGACUUCACGGGGUGCUCCACGCUGCUGCUCCCGGCCACCACCCUCUGCGCCCUCAACGCCGCGGCGCUGGUCGGGGGCACCUGGAAAAUGAUGACCGGAGGCGGCGGCGGCGGCUUGUCCGGCGAGAUGUUGCCGCAGCUGUUUCUCCUGAGCUACGUGGCGGCGCUGAGCUACCCGCUGCUGGAGGGGAUGUUCCUCCGGAUGGACUCCGCAAGGGUUCCAGGGCGCAUCACCGCACUCUCAGUCGCCUUGGCCGCGGUGCUGCUCUCCCUGUUUGGAUAGGGACGGCACCCCCUCGUCUGCCAUUAUAUUCGUCAAGACGAUGGAGUGCAAAAAGCUAGAAGUACAUGGACAUGGCGAACCGUACAAGCUAUGGCCUCGUUCACGUAGCUGUGUAAUGCAAACUCGAGUGUUGUUGAGUCUGCUGGCACUCUGAGUGCCAUCAGGCACGGAAACACUAGAUUUGAGUCGGACAUGCAGAUCGAGUGCUUGUACGCUCAAAACUAUUGAAAUCCUUAACAAAAAGUACUUCUCAUCCUAAGCUGCUUGACCUAA